Mesitornis unicolor (brown roatelo) is the source of this 1110-nucleotide messenger RNA. It is a transcript of the gene TMEM135, whose product is annotated as transmembrane protein 135. The annotation marks the transcript as partial. The record is from RefSeq and is a predicted model, not a curated record. The transcript has 7 exons. NCBI's taxonomy places the organism in Eukaryota, Metazoa, Chordata, Aves, Mesitornithiformes, Mesitornithidae.
GUGCAAACAUGGCCCGAGGCACAGAUGCUGUAAACACUAUGAAGAUAAUUGCAUCUCGUACUGCGUUAAAGGCUUCAUUAGGAUGUUUAGCAUUGGUUACCUGAUCCAGUGCUGCCUUCGGAUUCCAUCCACCUUCCGGCAUCUGUUUACUGAACCAUCCCGGCUACUUUCCCUCUUCUACAACAAGGAAAAUUUCCAGCUUGGAGCUUUUCUGGGAUCUUUCGUUAGUAUAUACAAAGGUACAAGUUGCUUCCUGCGUUGGAUACGAAACCUCGAUGAUGAACUUCAUGCACUUGUAGCUGGGUGCCUAGCAGGGAUUUCGAUGAUGUUUUACAAAAGUACUACUAUCUCUAUGUAUCUGGCAUCCAAAUUAGUAGAGACUAUAUACUUCAAAGGCAUUGAAGCAGGGAAGGUUCCCUAUUUUCCUCACGCGGACAGCAUCAUCUAUGCCAUUUCUACGUCAAUAUGCUUUCAGGCAGCUGUCAUGGAAGUACAGAACCUGAGACCUUCAUACUGGAAAUUUCUUUUACGACUAACGAAGGGCAGGUUUGCCCUCAUGAACAGGAAAGUUUUAGAUGUAUUUGGUACUGAAGCAUCCAAGAACUUCAAGGAUUUCACACCCAAGCUUGACCCAAGAUACACGGUUGUGCCACCAGAGCUACCACUGGAGUUGUCUUGAAAACGAUGGUGUAUCUUGGCAUUGAAUGUGAUGAGCAUUUUGUCCUGAAAAGUUAAUUAACUUAACAGUCAUAUAUAUGGAGGAGGGCUUGGGAUCCACUUCAGUAUUAUUUCAAUGAGAAAUGCUAUUUACCAAUCAAAAAUACUGAAGCUUUGCAUGAAGAUGUGGCUUAGUGAUUAAGCCCCUUCCAGAAGCAGAAAAUAUUUCUGGAUUACUGUAGUUGGUUGAGAGUAUGGUAGAGUCUUGAAUGAAUUAAACAAAUGAAUAAUAUAUUUAGAGAAGUCAAACAUAAAUAUGCAUAAUAAUUUUCAAAAAUUCCAUAGUUCACACCAGUAGAAUAUGUCUCGGUCAAACUAAAAGUAAUUCUUAAUUUACAAAGGCAUAGUUUAGGUCCAGAAUUUUACCUGAUCUUAAAACUAUUGCAGUCGGGU